CGUGCGUGGCGACGUGUCGGCCAUCUUGUGUUGUUGAGGCUGAGGACUGACUUGGGUUCUGAGACUCCCUGUCCCGGACCGCAGAUUAUAGUGGGACCAGUCUCAUUAGGUUGAAUCUACAGCCUAUGUUGGUGUUAACCCAGGUCUCUUAGAGCGUUAAAAGGAUCUGAACAAAGUCUGCUCAAAUCUCCUGCUGUGAACCAGCAGAAUUUUUGAACAGAGACUGUCUCGUUCUGUCACCCAGGCUAGAGUGCAGUGGUGCUAUCAUAACUCACUGGAGCCCUGAUCUAGGCUCAAACCAUCCUCCCACCUCAGCCUCCCAAGUAGCUGGGACUAAGGUUUCUUCACAUAUAAAAAUCUAUUUUAAAAAUACGGAAAAGAAUGGCAGCGGAAACGCAGACGCUGAACUUUGGGCCUGAAUGGCUCCGAGCUCUGUCCAGUGGUGGGAGUAUUACAUCCCCUCCUCUUUCUCCAGCAUUGCCGAAGUAUAAAUUAGCAGAUUAUCGUUACGGCAGAGAAGAAAUGUUAGCACUUUUCGUUAAAGACAACAAGAUACCUUCAGACCUUCUGGAUAAAGAAUUUCUGCCUAUCCUCCAGGAGGAACCCCUUCCACCAUUGGCUCUGGUACCCUUUACAGAAGAAGAACAGAGAAACUUUUCCAUGUCUGUAAAUAGUGCUGCUGUCCUGCGAUUGACAGGACGAGGAGGAGGAGGAACAGUGGUGGGGGCUCCUAGAGGUCGAAGUUCUUCAAGAGGGCGAGGCAGAGGCAGAGGUGAAUGUGGUUUCUACCAAAGAAGUUUUGAUGAAGUAGAGGGUGUUUUUGGUCGAGGAGGUGGCAGAGAAAUGCAUAGAUCGCAGAGCUGGGAGGAAAGGGGUGACAGACGUUUUGAAAAACCAGGACGAAAAGAUGUAGGAAAGAAGAAUGGAUAUUAUUGCAUGUACUCACCAGUUCUUUUGCUGGGUCAGCCUUUAUGCCAAGGGAGACCAAAUUUUGAGGAAGGUGGACCAACAUCAGUAGGGAGAAAGCAUGAAUUUAUACGCUCAGAAAGUGAAAAUUGGCGCAUCUUUAGAGAGGAACAAAAUGGAGAAGAUGAAGAUGGAGGUUGGCGACUAGCUGGAUCAAGGAGGGAUGGAGAGAGGUGGCGACCUCACAGUCCUGAUGGCCCUCGUUCUGCAGGCUGGCGGGAACACAUGGAACGACGUCGAAGGUUCGAGUUUGAUUUUCGAGAUAGAGAUGAUGAGCGGGGUUACCGAAGGGUUCGCUCUGGCAGUGGGAGCAUAGAUGAUGACAGGGAUAGCUUGCCCGAAUGGUGCUUAGAGGAUGCUGAAGAAGAAAUGGGCACAUUUGACUCAUCUGGAGCAUUCCUUUCUCUAAAAAAAGUACAGAAAGAGCCUAUUCCAGAAGAGCAGGAGAUGGACUUCCGGCCUGUGGACGAAGGGGAGGAGUGCUCUGACUCUGAGGGUAGCCAUAAUGAAGAGGCCAAAGAACCCGAUAAGACAAAUAAGAAAGAAGGAGAGAAAACAGAUAGAGUAGGAGUUGAAGCUAGUGAGGAAACUCCCCAGACCUCAUCAUCAUCUGCUAGACCAGAUACUCCCUCAGACCAUCAGUCUCAGGAAGCAUCACAGUUUGAGAGGAAAGAUGAACCAAAAACUGAGCAAACGGAAAAAGCUGAAGAGGAGACUCGGAUGGAAAAUAGUCUACCAGCCAAAGUGCCCAGCAGAGGGGAUGAUGUGGUUGCUGAUGUCCAGCAGCCCCUGUUGCAGAUUCCUUCAGAUACAGCCUCUCCUCUUCUCAUACUUCCACCUCCUGUUCCCAAUCCUAGUCCUACCCUCCGGCCAGUUGAAACGCCAGUUGUAGGUGCUCCUGGUAUGGGCAGUGUCUCCACAGAACCUGAUGAUGAAGAAGGUCUCAAACAUUUGGAGCAGCAAGCUGAGAAAAUGGUGGCUUAUCUCCAAGACAGUGCACUAGAUGAUGAAAGAUUGGCAUCAAAACUGCAAGAGCACAGAGCUAAAGGAGUGUCGAUUCCAUUGAUGCAUGAAGCAAUGCAGAAGUGGUAUUACAAAGAUCCUCAGGGAGAAAUUCAAGGUCCCUUCAAUAAUCAGGAGAUGGCAGAAUGGUUUCAGGCGGGCUAUUUUACUAUGUCUUUAUUGGUGAAGAGAGCAUGUGAUGAAAGCUUCCAACCUCUUGGCGAUAUCAUGAAAAUGUGGGGAAGGGUUCCCUUUUCUCCAGGACCAGCUCCCCCUCCUCAUAUGGGAGAGCUGGACCAGGAACGACUGACCAGGCAGCAAGAACUCACAGCCUUAUACCAGAUGCAGCACCUGCAGUACCAGCAGUUUUUAAUACAACAACAAUAUGCACAGGUUUUGGCCCAACAGCAGAAAGCAGCCCUGUCUUCCCAGCAGCAGCAGCAGUUGGCACUUCUUCUUCAACAGUUUCAGACCCUGAAGAUGAGAAUAUCUGAUCAGAACAUCAUUCCCUCAGUAACUAGGUCUGUGUCCGUGCCAGAUACUGGCUCUAUCUGGGAGCUUCAGCCAACAGCUUCACAGCCUACAGUUUGGGAAGGUGGUAGUGUAUGGGAUCUUCCUCUGGACACCACGACACCAGGCCCUGCCCUGGAACAGCUUCAGCAGCUAGAGAAGGCCAAAGCUGCAAAGCUAGAGCAAGAGAGAAGAGAGGCAGAAAUGAGGGCAAAACGGGAAGAGGAAGAGCGAAAGAGGCAGGAAGAACUCCGAAGACAACAGGAGGAAAUUCUUCGGAGACAGCAGGAAGAAGAAAGGAAAAGGCGAGAGGAAGAAGAACUUGCCCGAAGGAAACAGGAAGAGGCUCUGCGUCGCCAGCGGGAGCAAGAAAUUGCAUUAAGGCGACAGCGAGAAGAGGAAGAAAGACAGCAGCAAGAAGAAGCUCUUAGAAGACUGGAAGAGAGGAGAAGAGAAGAGGAAGAAAGGCGGAAGCAGGAAGAAUUGUUACGCAAACAGGAAGAGGAGGCUGCAAAAUGGGCCCGGGAAGAAGAAGAAGCCCAGCGUCGAUUAGAGGAGAACCGGCUGCGGAUGGAAGAGGAGGCAGCCAGACUCCGGCAUGAGGAAGAAGAACGGAAGAGAAAGGAGCUGGAGGUCCAGCGGCAGAAGGAGUUAAUGCGCCAGAGGCAGCAGCAGCAAGAGGCUCUCCGGAGGUUGCAGCAGCAGCAGCAGCAACAACAGCUGGCGCAGAUGAAGCUUCCUUCUUCUUCAACGUGGGGCCAGCAGUCCAGUACAACAGCAUGUCAGUCCCAGGCCACGCUGUCGUUGGCUGAAAUCCAAAAACUAGAGGAAGAACGAGAACGGCAGCUUCGAGAAGAGCAGAGGCGCCAGCAGAGGGAGUUGAUGAAAGCUCUUCAGCAGCAGCAGCAGCAGCAACAGCAGAAACUCUCAGGUUGGGGGAAUGUCAGCAAACCUUCAGGUACCACGAAAUCUCUUCUGGAGAUCCAGCAGGAAGAGGCCAGGCAAAUGCAAAAGCAGCAGCAGCAGCAGCAGCAACACCAGCAACCAAACAGAGCUCGUAACAAUACGCAUUCCAACCUGCACACCAGCAUUGGGAAUUCUGUUUGGGGCUCUAUAAAUACUGGUCCUCCUAACCAGUGGGCAUCUGACCUAGUCAGUAGUAUUUGGAGUAAUGCUGACACUAAAAACUCCAACAUGGGAUUCUGGGAUGAUGCAGUGAAAGAGGUGGGACCUAGGAAUUCAACAAAUAAAAAUAAAAACAACGCCAGUCUCAGUAAAUCUGUAGGUGUGUCUAACCGGCAGAAUAAGAAAGUAGAAGAAGAAGAAAAGUUGCUGAAGCUCUUUCAGGGAGUAAAUAAAGCCCAAGAUGGAUUUACGCAGUGGUGUGAACAGAUGCUUCAUGCCCUUAAUACGGCAAAUAACUUGGAUGUUCCCACAUUUGUUUCUUUCCUGAAAGAAGUAGAAUCUCCUUAUGAGGUCCAUGAUUAUAUCAGGGCCUAUUUAGGAGAUACUUCUGAGGCCAAGGAGUUUGCCAAGCAGUUCCUUGAGCGCCGUGCCAAACAGAAAGCCAACCAGCAGCGUCAGCAGCAGCAGCUGCCACAGCAGCAGCAGCAGCCGCCACAGCAGCCGCCACAGCAGCCGCAACAGCAGGACUCUGUGUGGGGGAUGAACCACAGUACACUCCAUUCAGUAUUUCAGACCAAUCAAAGCAACAACCAACAAUCCAAUUUUGAGGCUGUGCAGAGUGGCAAGAAGAAGAAAAAGCAGAAGAUGGUCCGAGCAGAUCCCAGUUUAUUAGGAUUUUCAGUCAAUGCAUCAUCGGAGCGACUCAACAUGGGUGAAAUCGAGACGUUGGAUGACUACUGAGCACCUGCCAGUGGACUGGCCAUCCCUCUCCUGUCUGCUGACUAUGGAGUCUCCACCUUUGGACACAACACUUACUCACCAUUUACUCUUUAUCACUCUGCAACAAAUCACAGAACCGAUCAUCUCAGGCUUUUUCUUCUGGCCCUUUGUGUCCAAGAUUCUUUAAUCCAUUUUUGUUGGUGAACAUCUCAGACUAUAGAUAAGUGGACUGGACCCUGUGUCUUGGGGGUGGCAGUUGGGAUUACUCCCCAACAAGGCUGAUUUUAGGCAGCAUGUGUUCACUGUGCUGUGAUUUCAUCUACUGUCUCCCAGAAAGUGUGUUGGGAUCGGCCAUUAGCAGCUUGCUUUCUCUUGUCACUUUUUUUCUUCUAUUUUGUUUUUUCUUCUUCUUUUUCCCCCCAUCAGGGCAAAUGGUCUAACUGGUGCAAUCAUGAAGAGAGUUAAUGGUUAACAGACAUUGGCCAAUAACAAAACACCCCAUGGACUGUGACUCGAGUAUCCAACAGGCAGUCAGAGCUCUCCCGGUCUGAAAGUUGCAUUGCCACUGCUAACUUUGGGAUUGCAUCAGAGAGGCCCUGAGUGGGGUUGAGAUGAGGUUGGAUUGGUUUGAUGUUACACACUCCUCACCUGUUCUUUCUGAGCGUCCUUUCUCUGAAAGGAUUUAUGUUUUUCUUCGUUAGAUAGUGACUUCUGAGCAAGCCGAUCUCCCCUGGCAUGCUCCAACCUGAUUGGACAAAGGAAGCUCUAUGGCCUGGGAGAGAGACUAUUCUUAAUUUUUCUUUCUUACAAAAACUGAUUUUUCCCAUAAAUAUUUUUACUUCAGAGGACUAGGACCAUUUUGUUUUGGGCCCUUCUGCUGAAAAUUUGUCUCGUUUAAGAGGCAGCUAGAAUCUUUACCAUAUGUAUGAAUUUGUAUAAUUUCAUUUUUGGAUAGGGAUAAACUUUUGCUUCUGAUAAAAGCCUGGAAUUUCA
Gorilla gorilla gorilla (western lowland gorilla) is the source of this 5316-nucleotide messenger RNA. RefSeq names its product GRB10 interacting GYF protein 2 (gene GIGYF2). The transcript is spliced from 32 exons. NCBI's taxonomy places the organism in Eukaryota, Metazoa, Chordata, Mammalia, Primates, Hominidae. Gene Ontology annotation, biological process: insulin-like growth factor receptor signaling pathway. The coding region runs from base 382 to 4344 and encodes 1320 amino acids. Gene Ontology annotation, cellular component: membrane; vesicle; perikaryon. Gene Ontology annotation, molecular function: protein binding. The record is from RefSeq and is a predicted model, not a curated record.